GAGUUGGCUUACAGUCAGAGGGUUUUAACUUUUCACAGCACUGAAAGUAACUGCAAUGUUCAACUUCUUUUUCUUUAGUGUCCACGAAAAAGAAAAACGAGGCACAGUACAAACCCUCCUGUAGAGUGUCAUGUUGGUUGGGUAAUGGAUGCCAGAGACCAUGGGCCAAGAACAGCCGCUGUCAGCAGUUUAAAUGCCUCACCUUCAGAAGGCCUAGCACUGGGAGGCAGUAAUGGAUGUAUUCCUCAGUCAUUCCCCAAGUUCCAACACCCUUCUCAUGAACUUCUGAAGGAAAAUGGCUUUACCCAACAGGUGUACCACAAGUAUCGUCGAAGAUGCCUAAGUGAGAGAAAAUGCUUGGGAAUUGGUCAGUCCCAAGAAAUGAAUACCCUCUUUCGUUUCUGGUCCUUUUUCCUCAGAGAUCACUUCAAUAAAAAAAUGUAUGAGGAAUUUAGACAACUUGCUUGGGAAGAUGCAAAAGAAAAUUACAGGUAUGGGUUAGAAUGUCUGUUCAGGUUUUAUAGUUAUGGACUGGAAAAAAAAUUCAGACAAGAAAUUUUUAAGGAUUUCCAAGAAGAAACCAAAAAAGACUACGAAUCUGGUCAGCUGUAUGGACUAGAAAAAUUUUGGGCUUAUUUGAAAUAUUCUCAAUCUAAAACACAUUCUAUUGAUCCAAAGCUACAGGGAUACCUCUGUAGUUUUAAGAAGUUAGAAGACUUCCGUGUUGAACCCUCCAUUAGUGAGGAACUUGGGAACAAAAGGCACUCAUCUACGUCUGGUGAGAAUAGUCAGCAGAGACUUGGGGGUCAUUCCUCUGCAAAGCCGCCGAGUGCCGCGAAGCGCUCGUCUGCCACUCAGCUUCGGGUCCCAAUAAACUCUCCGAGAAGGAGUACUUCGCAGGAGUGAAGCGAUUCCGUGACAGUUCAUGCCAGAACAGUGCUGCCUUCAUCUCAACAAAUGGUGCAAUGCCUGAGAAAUAAGACUCUUACGAAAGUUGUUUGUUCUUGAGAUCAACAUUUACAUCAGUAUUUGGGAAAGCUCUUCUGAGGUUUAAUUGUGAUAAUCAGAAAAAAAAAGUAGUGACAUUUUUUUCAAACAAGAGAAAUCUUAUAAGUAUUUCCCCUGAUUGCACACACAAGCAUAGUGACCUUUCAUAGAGACCGUGUACAGGUAUCUUUUGGUCCCGGUAUUUUAUUGUUGUUGUUGUUGUUUUUUCCAAAGGUAACAUUCACAGGAAUAGCAUUCUUUUUAAGUGUAUUUUAAAAACAACAUAAGGGAGUGCCUACCAUUUCAGCUCAUACUACAGUAGGUUGUAUUUCUCUCUGCUGUGGAGCUUUCUUAAAGAAUCCGAUUGUUCCACUAUCAAUUCAUAUUGGAAUUGGAAGAUUUUGUAGUUAUUUUGUAAAUUCAGAGAAGAAACAAAGUGAUAGUUACUUUUUGUUUUAGAUGUAUGGUUUAAGGGAAGUUCCUCUUUUCCUUCACAGUAGAAAAGUAAAUAGCAAGAUAGUGAUUGUGCAA
Messenger RNA from Ochotona curzoniae (black-lipped pika), 1518 nucleotides. RefSeq names its product la-related protein 1B-like. The transcript has 6 exons. Lineage: Eukaryota; Metazoa; Chordata; Mammalia; Lagomorpha; Ochotonidae. Gene Ontology annotation, biological process: mRNA stabilization. The record is from RefSeq and is a predicted model, not a curated record. Gene Ontology annotation, molecular function: RNA cap binding. The coding region runs from base 145 to 906 and encodes 253 amino acids.